Talpa occidentalis (Iberian mole) is the source of this 2722-nucleotide messenger RNA. It is a transcript of the gene WDR27, whose product is annotated as WD repeat domain 27. The transcript is spliced from 24 exons. The record is from RefSeq and is a predicted model, not a curated record. Gene Ontology annotation, molecular function: protein binding. NCBI's taxonomy places the organism in Eukaryota, Metazoa, Chordata, Mammalia, Eulipotyphla, Talpidae. The coding region runs from base 1 to 2703 and encodes 900 amino acids.
AUGGAGGGAGCCCCGCCGGCGGCCUGCGAGGACCGGGUGCGGCAGCGCUGGGCGGCCUCCCCCGGGGUGCCCGCGCCCCAUGUGCAGCUGGCCUGCGGCCCGCGCCUCUGCGCCUUCCCGCUGGCCGGGAACCAGCUCUGUGUCCGCAGCACCGGGGGCCCCGCCUGCCAGCCUCUGAUCCUGAGCGGCCACCACCAGCCCGUCACCGCCCUGGCCUUCGGGAACGUGGCCACCCCGCCGCUCCUCUGCUCCGCCUCCCGGGACCGGGUGCUGACGUGGGACCUGGACGGCUGCCGGGAGCAGGCGCGGCAAGGGCUGGCUCCGCAGGGGACAGUCCAGGGCUCGCUUGUGGGACACGUGCGCUUCCUGAGCUGCAGCCCUGACGACCGUGCCCUUGCCGUGUGCACAGGGGCCCGGGUGCUCGUGCUGGACCUGCGGGGGCAGUCGGCACCGCUGGAGCUGGAGGGCCACCUGGGCCCAGUGACCGCAGCUGAGUUCUGUCCUUGGCAGGCCGGUGUGGUCAUCUCAGUGUCUGAGGACAGGACCUUCAAGGUGUGGGACCUCGGCGCGGGGGCGCUGCUGUACAGCUCCCCGGUGCUCACGGCACACCCCCUGCUGAGCGCCCUGGCCGACGCGGGGUCCGAGCAGCUGGUCGUGGGCAGCACCGAGGGCCAGCUCUGGGUCUUCAGCCUGGCGGAGGGAAGGCGCUACCGCCGCGUGGCGCGCGUGGACCUGCCCACGGAGCGCACGCGGUUCCUUGCCAGGAGCGCGCUGGCCAGGCCGGGCCCUGCUGGCCCGGCGACCCCGCCCCCGCGGCUGCCCGGGGCCACCCCCGAGUCCUCGCCCCUGGCGCUGGAGUGGACCCUCCCGGGAGACAGCGAGACCCUUUGGCCGGGGCCCCCUCAUCCCGAGGCGCUGGCAGGGGCGCAGCGAAGCCUGACCCGGGCGGUCCCGGAGUUCUCCUGCCCUUCCUGGAGCGCCAGCUGCGCGUGGGUCGGCAGCGCCACGGCCGUGUUCCUGCUCAACCUGGCGAACUUCGAGCUGGAGGCGGUCCUCCCUUACACGGGUGAGGGUUUGCGGGCGGCGCCUUCGCUGCCGGCCGGGGGGCCGCUGUGUGUGUGUGGGGGGGCCCUCUGCCUGCUCAGUGGUCUGCUCGGGCCCGACGUGCGCCUGCUCGAGGUCCGCCUGGCGGCUGCGGGGGCCCACCCGAGAGCCGGCGCGCCGGGGCCGCUGUGUGUGCUGGCGAGCUCGGCUGUGCCCGCCACCUCCCCGCUGUAUUCCGGAACAGCCCGGGGGCGGAGGCCCCAGCCGGCCGGCCGGAAGCCCCCAGCCGUCUGGAGGGGUGUGCAGGACCAGCCGCUGGUCUUCCACAGCCAGGUCCGCUCCUCGGGGUAUGCGGCGGCCCCCCCGGCAGCGCUGUUCACGCCCAGGACCAACCCCAGGAGCGGAGGCGCGGGGCCCCCCAGGCCCAGGGGCAGUCGCCCGCGGAGCACUGCGCGUCUGGAUGUGAGCUUCCCGGUGCUGUCCGGGAGCCUGCAGGGCGGUCGUCUCCCCAUCGAGGCUCACGGUGUGCAGCCCGAGGGGCGGGGCGGGCAGCGGCUCCCUCGGGCGGCGUGCACGGCCAUCGGGUCGCGGGAACGAGCACGUUUGCCGCUGGCAGCCUCCGCGUUCACUCUCUCUGGUCUUCCUCGAAGCCCAGACUGGCCUCCGGACAGCGGCCUGCCCACCAGGCUCCGCCAGCAGCGCCCCGCCGCAAGCAGCCGCGCAGCCGUGUGCUGCGUCCAGUACUCAGGAGACGGCCAGCGGCUGGCCUGCGGCCUGGCGAGCCACCUGGCCCUGGUCUUCAGGGCCGACCUCACGGGGACGCCCGCUGCGUGUUCCGGUCACGAUGGGGCCGUGAGCGGCCUGAGCUGGAGCCACGACGGCAGGUGGCUGCUGUCCACCUCCCGCGACAGGACGCUGCGGCUGUGGUCGGCGCGCAGGACGGAGCUCGCCUUGGUCCUGGGUGAAGGCUUGUUCCCCGCGCCCCCGGGGGCUGCCCAGUUCUACUACAUGGACGCCUUCAUCCUGCUGUCCUCCGGCCCCGAGCUCCAGCUCCUCCAGCACCGCGUGGAGCCCGGCAAGGGCGAGCUGAGGCGGCACAAGCAGAGGAGCCGCUGCCGGCGCGUGUUCCGGCUCCCGCUGUCGGCCGAGAUCACCAGCCUGGCGGCCGUCAACGACUUCUACUCCCACGUGGUGCUGACCGCCGGCAGGAACAGGACCCUGGAGGUGGUGGACCUGGCCGCGGGCCGCAGCGCCGCGGUCAUCGCCGAGGCCCACUCGCGGCCGGUGCACCAGAUCUGUCAGAACCGGGGCUCGGCCUUCACCAGCCAGCAGGCCCAGGCCUACAACCUCUUCGCCACGGCCGCCGUGGGGGACGCGGUGCGGCUGUGGGACCUGAGGACCCUGAGGUGCGAGCGCCGCUUCGAGGCCCCCCCGAGCCGCGGCCGCCCGUGCGGACUCGCCUUCAGCCCCUGCGGACGCUACGUGGCCUGCGGCGCGGAGGACGGACACGCGUACGUGUAUGAAGUGGGGUGCAGCACCUUUGCUCACAGGCUGGCGGGACACACGGACACUGUCAUGGACGUGGCCUUCAGCCCCUCGGCCCCCCAGCUGGUCACCGCCACCCUGGACGGGAUGCUGCAGCUCUUCACCACCGAGUGACCACGGCCCCGCCCGGGCU